GGCCCAUAAUAUAAAGGAGAACCCUUUCACUAGUCCAAAUGUUAGUAGAGUGAUAACACAAGUUUGUUCACUGUGUUUACCACUUGUGAUUUUGGGAUUACCAUGAAAUUGUUACCUGAUUCCACCUUUCCCCUCAUCGUCUUGAUGACUUGCGUUGAGCUCUUCACCUUCAUCACAGCCCGUCCUGCUAAUAUAACUCAAGGAAAAAAGGAACUGAAGAGGCUAUAUACAGAAAUGCGUACGCUGCUGGAAAUAGUAUCUAAAGAAAGGCAUGGGAAUGAGAUGCAAGAAUUUGAGCAAUCACUCACAUCCCUGCCUUCACUGAACUACAAAACAGCAGACCUGAAAACAGUCGAGGUGAGCAGUACAUUAGGACAGCUGUACUCUGGUCUUAAAUCCUUCAAGUUCCAUCUUGACUGGAUCCAGCAAAAACAAGAAGAAAUGGGGAGCGAUUAUUCGAAGACAAAGAAACUCGCUCGUCGUAUUGAAGACAUGAGCCACACGGUGUUCAACCAGAUUGGGACGACCCCCUCUGAGCUGGUCCACCCUUCCCUGUCGCCUUUGAACACAGCUUGGGAAGCAUACCAGGCCAAUGUGGAGAUUCUUGACAAACUGUACUACUUUUGCAUCUGGUACGUUAGAGCACUGGGAGACCUGAAACACAAGCAGCUCUCAGCUCAACUCCAUGACGCCUGACUUGCCUUAAUGUUUGAUAGGAUGUCAUCCCCAUUUUGAGAGUGUUCUGCAGUUAACAUUUCCUAUGUUGUUUUUAUUUCAUUAAGUUAUUAUUUAUAAGUUUUGUAUUUAAUAUUUAUUGAACCAUUUUUUGUUUACAAUGAAGGAUUUUUUUAUAGAGAGAGAGAGAGAGAGAGCGUGAAUGAGAAAAUAGCACUUUAUAAAAAUAUUAAAUAUAUUAUUUAAAUAAGUGAAUUUGUAUGCAAAACUCAGCUGCAGGCAGUUGCUAACAAUGACCGAUAGAUGUCACUUAGAAACCUUUUACUGUGGUUAAUGUGAUCUAUAAUUAAAUGCAGUCCAGGACGGGCACUCUUGUUUAUUUAUCUAUUUUUUUAGUUAGUAAUAUCGCCUACAAGUCCUGAAUCAACAUCCUUUUUGAACAACAUUACUGAAUAAUUCAAAUUUUAAGGUUAGACUUUAGGUACGGUUGGCAUUUAAACUAUUCGGUUGUUAAAGCUACUCUAUGAAUGUUCUUUUAAUCUUGACAUAUCAGUUUCAUAAUCAUUCUGACGGUACGCUUACUUAUUAUAAGACUAACGUUAACGGCUUCUGUGUCUCUCUCACGCGCUCCACUGUUCUGCGCGUGUAUGUUAUUGAAAAUGUGCACGGAAUUCUGGAUUGCUUUGCGGCAGAAAACAAACGCACUGCUGUCCGCUGUAAUUACGACAGUAAUUUAGACCAACGAUUUCCACUCAUUUAACUGGAGGUGGCUAAGAUACCAAAACUAGCUACAUUCAGUUGUUUAAUGGUUAGUGUUAAGCCUAAACUUUUUUUUUACAGGCAUUUUUAUUAUGUUUAUCCGUGCUAUGAUAAAUGGAUGAUAAAAUUGGGUAUUUAAAGCAAAACAAAUGACAAAAAGUUUCAUUAGGGCUAAAUACACGUUAUUGCUGCUGCACCAUGGGUUUUUGCAAGCAUAUUAUAAAUACAGUAGCUUGAAAUGCACUCACUGCCUCAAGAUUGUACUUAUUCCCAGUGAUUAUGUGUUUAAUCUAAAUUAAAGGGUGCCACCAUAUCGCAGAAAUGCACUGGGGG
Messenger RNA from Carassius auratus (goldfish), 1767 nucleotides. It is a transcript of the gene il11b, whose product is annotated as interleukin 11b. Bases 103 to 696 code for a protein of 197 amino acids. Gene Ontology annotation, molecular function: cytokine activity; growth factor activity. Gene Ontology annotation, biological process: positive regulation of cell population proliferation; positive regulation of MAPK cascade. Gene Ontology annotation, cellular component: cytoplasm. The transcript is spliced from 5 exons. The record is from RefSeq and is a predicted model, not a curated record. NCBI's taxonomy places the organism in Eukaryota, Metazoa, Chordata, Actinopteri, Cypriniformes, Cyprinidae.